Molecule: messenger RNA, 2104 nt
Organism: Amphimedon queenslandica
Lineage: Eukaryota; Metazoa; Porifera; Demospongiae; Haplosclerida; Niphatidae
Exons: 4
Coding region: 147-1916 (589 amino acids)
Cellular component (GO): plasma membrane; cytoplasm
Molecular function (GO): protein binding
Source: RefSeq, a predicted model, not a curated record
UCAUUAGUCAUAGGCAGGGUUGGACCACUUUGCACUCACUGCACUCUCUGUCUUUCUUUCCUCGUUUUAUCCUUCUUUAGCAAUUGAAAACUGAGAGUAGCAGCAGGUUCUAGCUCAAAGCGCUUCCAGUUUCAAUUGAAGAAAAAAUGGCUGCAACAGAAAAGGCACUUUUGACAGACGUGCUGGACUGUCUCUCAGGAGUUCAUCAUUAUCUCUUACAAGAUCUUGCAAACGAGAGACUCUCAGUCCAAAACCAACAGAAAAGGCAGCAGCACAUGCAAGCGAUGAAUGGGCUGAUACAAAAGAUACAAUCAUCCCAUCCAUCAAUACGUCCCAGGAUGAAUACACCGGGAAAGAUAAAUCCUCUACCUCCUAAACUCAGCCCCAAGCCUCCUCCUCCUGUACCAGUUGAAGAGGAGGAGCCCCAGGAGGUUUAUGAGGUACCAGAGAACCCAGCAGCUGAGAACUACUUGUCAUUUGAACCACAAAAUAUCUCACAGCCACCUACAAAUAGUAAUAUACAGCAAGAUAAUGACUCACAGGAAGAGUAUCUGGCUAUGGAAGCUGAUGAAGAUCGUAUUGAGGAAGAAACCUACGAAGAGCCUCAAAAGUUAGACGAAGAGCCCCAAGACCUUUAUGAAGAAGCCGUUCCCUUAUCUAUUGAGCCUCCAACACCAACAGUGAUAUUCCCUUCUGCUCCCACCAGUUCAAAAUCAUUCGAACCAGCCGGGUACAUGGAUCCACAGAAGCUAACUCCAGCUGAUGAGCUCAAUAAGAGAGCUAGCAUCAUACCCGAUGAUAUGGGAGACUGGGAAUUAGCCUAUGAUCAGAGCAAUACUAAGAAGAAAGAGAAGAUAAAGGCAGCUAACUUAAAGAACAUCGUCAUUAAAGGUUGGCUUGAGAAACUGGGAGGAAGAAAUCAAACCUCUUGGCAAAAACGAUACUGCGUCCUCGCCGGAGUCUUUAUGUAUUUCUACGAGAAAGAGACGGGGAAUACUUACAACAACAGGGUCCCAAUGAUGGGAUUCAUGCCUAAUCCAGUACCGAGUCUUACGAGACCUAAAAGGAAGGAAUUUGCUUUCAAACUGAGCUCAGUAAACAAUACCCCAGGAGGUAAAAAGGAUUACUAUUUUCGCGCAAAAUCGGAAGAGGAGUGUACCUCGUGGAUCGAAGAGAUAAGGAAGACUGGAGAUGCUGCUCGAGGAGUCAUGGAAAAGAGGAAAUCUAUGACACUUCCAGCAGCCCGUAGCCAACUCCAACCUCAACCAAUACCAGAGGAAAGGGGAAGAUCUGUGAGCAGCAUCUCCGAAGAGCAAGAAAACUAUGAAGCACUUGAUCCAAUCACAGAACCACAGGAAGACUAUGUUGACGUAACACCAGGUGCUGAAGAGCCUCAGGAGGAUUACGUUGAUUUGACUCCUGUAGUACCUAACAUAUUAGAGGAAGAGCCACAAGAAGAUUACAUUGAAGCAAUUGAUAUCAAACCUCAAUUACCAGGAAAGCCUUCAAUACGGACCACACCACAAAUGCCUCUUCCACCUCCUCCUCAAUCAAACCAACCGACCAAUAGACCAGGUGUCCCUCCUCCGGUAUCCACAGUACAACCGACACACCGUCCUGCUGUCCCUCGUCCCGAUCCAGUGGUAGACACGACUAGAGUGUACGAACAGAAUGGAAACAAUACCGGCAUUGAGUAUAAGAAUGUAUAUGUUAUACUGUGGGAUUUCAUGACACAGGAGAGAGAUGAGGUUAGUUUAAGAAGAGGCGAUCUUGUAUUAGUUCCCGAUGCUACCAGUGGACAGGAGUGGUGGUUUGGGGAGCUACUGGACGAACACGCUUCAAGGAAAGUCGGUCGAUCGGGUCUGUUCCCCGCAAGUUAUUCAUCUAAUGCUUUUGAACUUAUCACAGCAUCUUAAUUGAUGGAAAUUUUGUAUUGUUUCUCUGUCAUUGAAUAUUAUUAUUAUUAAUGUACAAACUUUUCUGAGUGUGUGUGUCUUUUUGAAAAGCAUUACCAUUAUUAUCUUGUUAUUAUUAUUAUUAUUUUGUCUCUUUUUAAUGGUCUUGUAUUAGAUUUUUUAUUUUUCAAAAUAUUUUAAUGAAAGUU